Messenger RNA from Microdochium trichocladiopsis, 468 nucleotides. RefSeq lists its product as uncharacterized. The record is from RefSeq and is a predicted model, not a curated record. The transcript has 5 exons. Bases 1 to 468 code for a protein of 155 amino acids. NCBI's taxonomy places the organism in Eukaryota, Fungi, Ascomycota, Sordariomycetes, Xylariales, Microdochiaceae.
AUGUCCAUCGUGGAAGACUCAACUGUUUCGAACACAGGGGGCGUGCGUGGUAAGCUGUGGCAGUCCUCCGGGGACUUGUUCGCGGGCGAAUGGACUUAUAUCCUGCUACCCAUACCACAGGAUUGUGCAGCGCUCGAGGUUUACUCUGGCCGUCAUAGGGACACACGUACAACAGUGUCUGGCGGCUACGAGUCUAAUCAGCCGUAUGUUGGUCAUUCUGUACUGGGCGUCCCGGUCACCGAGACUCUCACUGGUCUCAAAGGGUACGGAAACCCGUUCACUUGCCUGCCCAAAUUUCCAGGCUCCUCAUUACGCACGAACGGUUCUUGGAAAUCUGAACACGGAUUUUGUCAACCUGGAAACUCCAAGCAUACGAACUACGUGGCUGAACGAUUGAGUUUCAUCUUGGUCCAUUUUCGACCUCCUCGAUAUCCUGUGACGGUAGAGGAGUUCAUCCUUACACCGUAA